Brassica napus (rape) is the source of this 2705-nucleotide messenger RNA. RefSeq names its product probable disease resistance protein At5g66900. Gene Ontology annotation, molecular function: ADP binding; protein binding. Gene Ontology annotation, biological process: defense response to fungus. The record is from RefSeq and is a predicted model, not a curated record. Lineage: Eukaryota; Viridiplantae; Streptophyta; Magnoliopsida; Brassicales; Brassicaceae. The transcript has 4 exons. The coding region runs from base 118 to 2571 and encodes 817 amino acids.
UUUCGAUAUUCUCGAAGCAUCGUACACCUGAGAGGUCUCCUAAAAUCUUAUAAUCUGACAAAAGCUAAGAGUUUUUUUUUUUUUUUUUGUGUUUGGUCCGAAGGAAGAAAAACAAGAAUGACCGAUUGGGUUGAUCUGGGAUUAGGUUCUGUUGCGGGAGCUUUGGUCUCCGAGGCUCUGAAACUUGUGAUCGAAGAGGCAAAGAAGUACAAAUCCUUCAAACCCUUGUCCAAGGAUCUCGUAUCAACGAUGGAGAGACUGCUUCCAUUGACCAAAAAGAUCGAUUCAAUGCAAAAUGAGCUAGACCUUGGUUCAGGGGAGCUAAAGCAACUAAGGGAAACGAUCGAAAGAGCUCGUGUUCUGGUUCUCAAGUUUCCAAGCGUCCGGUUCUACGAGAAGUCUAAAUACACCAGAAAAAUAGUGGAAAUCAAUGAAGAUUUGGCCAAGUUCUGUGACAUUGAUCUACAGCUUCUUCAGUACAGGAACCAGUUGACGUUGCUGGGUGUGGCGGGAAACCUUGUGGAUAAGGUUGACGGUUUAAGUAAGAGAAUGGACGGAUUGAUGAGUGUUCAUGUCCCUGUUUUUAGAGAUCUUUGUUCGGUUCCUAAGCUUGAUAAGGUGCUCGUUGGAUUGGAUUGGCCUUUGAUGGAGCUUAAGAAGAGACUCCUUGACGAUGCAGUGGCUAAUCUCGUGGUCUCUGCUCCUCCUGGGUGCGGGAAGACCACGCUAGCUACUCAGCUUUGCCACGACGCAGAUGUCAAAGGGCAUUUCAAGCAUAUCUACUUUAAUGUUGUCUCAAGUACUCCUAACUUUAGGGUCAUAGUACAGAAUCUACUUCAGCACAACGGCUACGCUCCACAUACGUUUGAGAACGACUCUCAAGCAACCGUUGGCUUAAGGAAACUGCUGGAGGAACUCAGAGAAGACGGUCCUAUAUUGUUGGUGUUGGAUGAUGUGUGGCGAGGAGCCGAGUCCUUGCUUCAGAAAUUUCGAAUUAACUUGGCAGAUUAUAAGAUCUUGGUGACUUCUCGGUUUGAUUUUCCGAGUUUUGGUUACAACUAUCGUUUGAAACCUUUGGAAAAUGAAGAUGCCAGAGCCCUUCUGGUUCAAUGGGCAUCACGGCCUGUUAACACAUCCCAAGCUGAGUACGAAGAUCUUCUCCAAAAGAUACUGAAACGCUGUAAUGGAUUCCCAAUUGUUAUUGAAGUAGUUGGCGUUUCACUUAAAGGACGAUCUCUAAAUACGUGGAAAGGGCAGGUGGAAAGCUGGUCUCAAGGGGAAACUAUUCUUGAUAGUCCUUCUCAGCCUACUGUGCUGGAAUGUCUUCAGCCUAGCUUCAAUGCCCUGGAACCUAAUCUGAAGGAGUGUUUCUUGGACAUGGGAUCGUUUCUCGAGGACCAAAAGAUACGUGCUUCUGUAAUAAUUGACAUAUGGAUGGAACUAUAUGGUAAAAAUAGUAGUAUCUUGUGCAUGAAGUACCUUGAAGACCUUGCCUCUCAGAAUCUACUCAAACUUGUUCCUCUAGGAAAUGAGACAGAAGAUGGUUUCUACAAUGAGUUCUUAGUCACUCAACAUGAUAUCCUCAGAGAGUUGGCUAUACGUCAAAGCGAAUUAAAGGAGAACUUGGAAAGAAAAAGACUAAACUUGGAGAUAAGAGGGGAUACAUUUCCAGACUGGUGUCUGAAUGGACCAAGACAUCCUGUUGUUAAUGCCUCUAUGUUGUCUAUCUCUACAGAUGAUAUGUUCUCAUCAAAUUGGGUUGAAAUGGAGUUCCCCAAUGUGAAGGCUUUAGUUCUUAAUCUCUCUUCACCGGAUUAUGCAUUACCAAGCUUCAUUACUGGAAUGACUAAGCUCAAAGUUCUGACAAUAACAAAUCAUGGUUUCUAUCCAGCAAGAUUGAGAAACUUCUCCUGCCUCAGCUUAUUACCAAACCUGAAACGGAUCAGACUGGAGAAAGUUUCAGUCACUUUGCUAGACAUUCCCCGGUUGCAACUCGCCAGUCUCAAGAAGUUGUCUCUGGUCAUGUGUAGCUUCGGUGAGGUUUUCUAUGACUCUGAAGAAAUAGAUGUCUCUAAAGCUCUGCCUAGUUUACAGGAGAUUGACAUAGACUAUUGUUAUGAUCUCUAUGAGUUACCUUAUUGGGUUUCUGAAGUUGUUUCAUUGAAGACACUUAGCAUAACAAACUGUAACAAGCUCACUGUACUUCCUGAAGCUAUAGGCAACUUGAGUAAACUCGAAGUGUUGAGGGUGAGCUCUUGCAUUAAUCUCUCUGAGCUGCCUGAAACGACUGAUAGACUCAGUAACUUGCGGUUUCUGGAUAUAUCUCAUUGCUUAGGAUUGAGAAAGUUGCCUCUAGAGAUUGGGAAGCUAGAGAAGCUGAAGAAGAUAUCGAUGAGGAAGUGUUGGAGAUGCGAGUUGCCAGAUUCAGUGAGGGAUCUAGAGGAUCUGGAGGUCAAAUGUGAGGAAGAAACUAGGUUGGUCUUAUGGGAAAGGUUGAUGCCAAAAAUGAGAAAUUUGAGAGUUCAUGAGGAGGAAACAGAGCACAACCUCAACUUGCUUCAAAUGUUUUAAUGUUAUGAGGGAAAUAGCAUUUUUCAUAGCUUGUUUCUGUCUUGUAAAGUUGUAAUGUUGUUAUUCUCACCAUCCAUAUGUAACUAGAAAAUGUUAUUUCACAGUACAUAUUUGAUAUGAUUUCUUUUCAGUAA